This is a messenger RNA of Miscanthus lutarioriparius, 1458 nucleotides long. The record is from the annotation of a GenBank genome assembly. NCBI's taxonomy places the organism in Eukaryota, Viridiplantae, Streptophyta, Magnoliopsida, Poales, Poaceae.
AUGGCUGUGGAUAAUUGGACCAUAAAUCUUGAAUGUGAUGGGGCACCUGAAGGAGAGAGACAUGUGCAAACAGAAAUGGACAGAGAUGUGAUAUGCUACUGGAACCUGAUUGAUUUGAUCAAGGAUCAUGGAUACUCAUCAGUUGACUAUCUAUACUACAAGCGAAAAGAUAGCUUGGUUGUACUAGAACAAGAUCCUGAAGUGAUGAAAAUGCUUAACGAGUGUGAGAGCAAAAAGAUGGUUAGCUUGUUUGUGACAAAGGACAGACUGGCCACUUUAGCGCCUACCAAGUCCAACAAAGAACCAUCCAAAUCUAAACCAAAAAAAACUAAAGCUGAUGGCGACAAAGAACCUAAAAAGCGAAAGGGGACUGUUUUAACACAUGUUUGGGAUCUACUUGACGGAGAUAGGAUAUUAGUAAGAUGUAAUAAGCUUGGACAGCCCAUUGGAAAAGAAGGUGGCCUUUUAGGCCAAUUUUUGGGCACCAUAGCAAGAAAUGGUGGUUACUGUCCGGUUGGUGCCAAAGAUUGGGGAAAAGUUAAGAAAGACUAUGGAGAAACCAUCAUUCAAUUUGUACAGACAAAGUUCUUGUAUCCUCAUUCAUGUGAGAAAUGGAUAUUCAAAUCAAUUGGAAGAGAUUGGAGAAAAUACAAGGCAACAUUAAAAAAGACACUAUUUAAUCCAAAGAAGAAAAGGUCUGUUUUGAACAAGCGUUGUCCAGAUGAUAUUGUUGAAGCUGAAUGGAAGGCCCUAACCCUUAGUGAAAAGAAUAAAAUAAGUCGUGAAAUGAGGAAGACAACUCAUACAACAGGUAUAAAGAGUUAUGCUCGUUGGUCUGAGAACAUGAGGCAAGCUGAUCCUAAAAAAAAACAGCCACAUAGAGCAAAGGUUUAUCUAGCCACUCACAGGAAAAGGGGAAAAGGGAUAAAUGAGCCAGUGGUGUUGGGAGAAGAAAAAGCUGGACAAGUGCACGGCAUGGGAUUGCUUCCGGUUCCUAAACAAGUUUAUGGUCGAAAAACACACCAUUUUAAGGACAUUAAUAUAGUUUCACUAGAUGGCUCAUCAUCUGAUGUAGAGGUUCACAUGUUGGAGGAAAUAAGGCAACUCAAAGAGCAUUCUAGAAUGCAAGACAAAGUUAUCGAAGAACUAAAAAACAAUCGAGGCACAAUGAGAACCAAGAAGCAACAAUGGUUGGGUCCACAAAGUGCUACUAAUGACUUGAAAUAUCCUAAUAAGGCUAAUGUGGCAUAUGCAACUCUCUUGAGCACUAAUCCAGAAGCCCUUGUUGGUGGAGUUAAGAUAGGAAGUCAAUUCUACAAAGUGCGUAUCAAUCAUCCUAUAACAAAAGAUGAGCCAUUAGUGAGGCCUAUGCUUGGGUGCGACAAUAUUGGUGAUGCUCAUGCCAAAGGAGUCCAAAUUGCUUGGCCUUCAAUGUUUGUUCAAAUGAUUAAUGGUUGA